AUGAAGUCCACCGGAGCACUCACGUUUAUCCUUUCCCUGGCAGCUGCGACCGGAGCAUCGCCUGUCGACCAGAUUUUCGGAAGGGCUGUUGGGGAUCAGUGCUCUGGCCCUGAGGGCAGUGGGACCUGUCAGAGUACUUCGAAAUGUGAGUACGAUGGUUGAAAUCUUCCGUACAUAUACCAGCAUUGACACAACUCGGCAGGCAAUGGGAUAUCUUACCCACAGGCAUUCUGCCCGAACGAUCCCGAUGACAUACAAGUACCCAAUCCCCCGGGCAAAAUCUUGAAUACCGUCACUAAUAUACACAAAGUGCUGCGUCGAAAUCUCCUGCACAGUUUCCGCCGGUACUGGCUUCUGCCGCAGUCUCUCCCACGACGGCUGUUCCGGCGGCACUUUCCACAAGGGUACCGGAGCUGUACGAUACCUCCCCUCCCCCUCCUCCCACCAUUCCAUCCAAAGCUAACCCCACCUUAGCCCUGGCCCUGCCCGGGCAGCGAUGACAUACAAUGCUGCGUCAAAUCAGGCGCCCAGGACCCCCCCGGAGGCGGAGGCGACGUCGGGGCCAGAAUCCUCGCGAAAGCCCUCACCGCCGCCGGCACCCCCUACGCCUGGGGCGGCGGGUCCUGCAACGGUCCAUCCGCGGACCAACCACCCUACAAGUACGGCGAUGUCGGCUACGACUGUUCCGGACUCCUUUGCUGGGCCGUAUGCCAAACCACUGGUCGCGACCUCUUCAAGGCCGGCCUCCGAGUCACGCACAGCAUGUACUGUGCCAGCGACUCGACGCUCGCCGCGAACGGGAUGCACAAGGUGGAUUACGGGCAAAGGAAGGCCGGUGACGCAGUCUUCUUCGGCGAUAAGUGUGAUUGCUCGCCCGGGAAUAGGGAUACUAUUCACCAUGUCGGGAUCAUGAUGUGAGCUUACUCCUUCCGGACUGGUGGCGAGUUCUAUGAGGGUUAGGGCUAACGUGCGGGUGAUUAGGGACUCGGGAACGAGGAUGUGGAACGCACCCAAUGAUCAGAUCAACAAGGUUCUCGAGUCGAAUAUCGCGACGUUUGGGGAGAAGCCGUGUCCGAGGGUUGUUAGGUUCUCGUGA
Messenger RNA from Tuber aestivum (summer truffle), 1096 nucleotides. Lineage: Eukaryota; Fungi; Ascomycota; Pezizomycetes; Pezizales; Tuberaceae. The record is from the annotation of a GenBank genome assembly.